Molecule: messenger RNA, 6090 nt
Organism: Pristis pectinata (smalltooth sawfish)
Lineage: Eukaryota; Metazoa; Chordata; Chondrichthyes; Rhinopristiformes; Pristidae
Product: lactase/phlorizin hydrolase-like
Exons: 17
Coding region: 1-6090 (2029 amino acids)
Biological process (GO): carbohydrate metabolic process
Molecular function (GO): beta-glucosidase activity
Source: RefSeq, a predicted model, not a curated record
AUGGAACUACAGAACAGUGUUGUCGUCGUCGUUUUAAUUUUCGCAAGUUUGACUAGUGCAGAAAUAAAAUUACCACCCGAUUUUAUGGUAAUUGGUGGCCCCUUAACAAAUACUCUGGUGAAUACUUUGGCAAAAGAUGAAGAAAAGCACCAGAUAAUUGACUUCGGUGUGGAAGAAGGCACACACUCUUUUUGUCUGGAUCCUCUGCCAAAAUAUUUGAAAGAUCAUCUUCAAACUCUACAUCAAAAAGGACUUUCCCAUUACAAAGUACUGCUUCCUUGGGCUAGUAUUCUAUCAGAAGAUGCAGCUGAGAAAGUGGAUCAUAACCAAAUCGAAUGUUAUUCAAACUUCCUAAAUGAAUUAAUAAUUGCAAAUCUCAAGCCUAUAAUGGUUCUGUACAAUGGUGACAUCCCUCAAGGUCUGAUUGCAAAGUAUGGCAGCUGGGAGAAUGAAGCACUUAGUGAUUCAUUUGCAAACUAUGCACAAUUUGCUUUUGAAACAUAUGGAGAAAAAGUUGACACCUGGAUAACAUUUGAUGAUCCUUCAAAGAUAAUAUCCAAACACAAAAUACUAAACACUGAAUCUUCAGCAAUCAGGAAUAUAAUCCUUGCCCAUGAAAAGGCUUACAAAAUUUAUCACAAUGGGGUGGCACCCAAAGAAGAAAGAUUGUCUCUUGUUUUGAAUAUUAAUGACAUGAUUUCUACAGACAUUAUAUUCCAGCAAGUUAUCAAAGCGGGAACAGUAGACUUGAUCGCUCUAACUGUACCAUAUGAUUGUGAACCAGAUCAGAAGAGCAUCAGCAACAUUUUACAGAUUUUGGUCUACAGCUUAGACUUUUCACAAUGCAGUAUCUCAAGUAGCACAGAAUAUUACAGAACUGCACUAACUGAAAUUGUGAAAGCUGUAAGCAUGAAUAAGGUUCCAAUUGUUGGCUGUGAUGCCAAUCACUUUUUGGACAGUUUAUCUCUGUAUUAUCAAACAAGAAACUCAGAUACAGAAAGUACCUCUUCUCCAAUGGAAGGUGGAAGUAAACUUCAGCUUGUGGAACAUUCUAAUAAAGUCCAACUUCCCACAGCAUCUGUCCUUACAUCUUAUCAAACUGUAUGGAAGAAGUUUUCUAAACAAUCACCAGAAGAGAGGGACUCCUUUUUGCAAGGCACUUUCCCCAGUGGCUUUCUUUGGAGCACAGCUACUGCCUCAUUUAAAAUUGAAGGAGGUUGGGCAGAACAGGGGAAAGGAGAAAGUAUUUGGGAUAGGUUUGCUCAUGAGGGAAAAAUAGAAAAAAACCAGACUGCGGAUGUUGCCUGCGAUAGCUUCAAUAAAAUUGAUUAUGAUGUUUAUUUGAUGAGAGGUUUACGAUCAAACACUUACAAGUUCUCUCUGUCAUGGCCAAGAAUUUUUCCAACUGGCUAUCGUGCCAAACUGAACCAAGAAGGAUUAGACUAUUACAAUAAAUUGAUUGACAGUCUGCUGGAGUCCAACAUUCAACCAAUGGUAACACUAUAUCACUGGGAUCUUCCUCAGUCUUUGCAAGAUAUUGGAGGAUGGCAGAAUGAAAGUGUAAUAGAUAGUUUUACCGACUAUGCAGAUUUUUGUUUUGCUACCUUUGGAGACCGUGUGAAAUAUUGGAUCACAUUUAAUGAGCCCUGGGUUAUUAGUUAUGCUGGAUAUGGCACAGGGCAACAUGCACCUGGAAUCAGUGAUCUAAGUACUGCUGUCUACAAGGUUGGCCAUUCCAUAAUCAAGGCCCAUGCCAAAGCUUGGCACAUAUAUGACAAAAACUACCGUUCUUGGCAAUAUGGUCAAAUAGGAAUAGCAUUAAAUUCGGACUGGGCUGAACCUUCCUCUGAUAAUCCAGAUGUUUCAGCAGCUGAUCGUUACCUGCAAUUUAUGUUGGGCUGGUUUGCACAUCCUAUCUUCGUCAAUGGUGAUUAUCCAGCUGCCGUAAAGAAGCAGAUAGAAAAAUAUAAUCAGGAAUGUUCAUCUACUCCUAUCCAACUGCCAUCAUUUACCGAAAAGGAGAAAGAAUAUAUAAAUGGAACUUCAGAUUUCUUUGGUCUUAGUCACUAUACCUCUCGGCUAAUCAAUUCUACCACAAACAAAACAUGUGGUUUAAACUACAAUCGCGUUGGGGAUUUUUCCCCACAAGUACACUCAUCAUGGCCCCCAACUGCAUCUCCAUGGAUAUAUGUCGUUCCAUGGGGCCUGCGAAGGCUGUUAAGUUUUGUCACACUAGAAUAUACAGGUAGCAACAUUCCAAUUUAUAUAACAGGACAUGGAGUGCCAACUAAUGGUGGUGAUUCUAUAAAUGAUACCUUAAGGACAGAGACAUCGGUUGCCUAUAUUAAUGAGGCAUUAAAGGCUUUCAUUAUAGAUGGGAUUGAUGUAAAAGCAUUUACAAUAUGGUCACUAAUGGACAACUUUGAAGGUCCACAAGGAUACAGCCAUAGAUUUGGACUUCAUUAUGUGAACUUUGAAGACUCUAACAGACCUAGAACUCCUAAGAAAUCUGCAUAUUUUUACACACGGAUAAUUGAGAAUAAUGGCUUUGUUAACAGUUCCUCAAAAAAAUUAAUUCAGAGUCUUACUCUCAACAAUAUUAGAAGAUUGACAAAUUUAUCAGCAUCAGAAGUGCCUUCAAAGGCUAAGGUUGUAUGGGAAAAGUUUUCAAAUCAGGACAAAAUGGAAAGGGACAACUUCUUACAUGACACAUUCCCAGAAGGAUUUGGAUGGAGUGUAUCCACUUCAGCUUAUCAAAUUGAAGGAGGGUGGAAUGCCGAUGGAAAAGGACCUAGUAUCUGGGACAAUUUCACCCAUAAUCUUAACAUCCAGAAUGGUGAUGUUACAUGCGAUAGUUACAACAAAAUUGAUGAAGAUCUUUACAUGCUUCGAGCAUUGAGAGUUAAAAACUACCAUUUUUCUAUUUCAUGGCCUCGAAUUUUCCCCAAUGGGCAUCUUGAGUCAUUGAACCCUUUGGGGGUUGACUAUUACAAUAAACUAAUUGACAGUCUUCUUGCUAACAACAUAACACCAAUGGUAACACUUUACCACUGGGAUCUGCCUCAAGCACUUCAAGAUAUUGGAGGCUGGGAGAAUGAAACACUGAUUGACUUGUUUAAUGCAUAUGCUGAUUACUGUUUCAGAACUUUUGGAGACAGAGUUAAGUUCUGGAUAACAUUUAGUGAACCCUCUGUAUUUAGCUGGGAAGGAUAUGGUACAGGUGUCUUUCCGCCAUCUUUAAAAAAGCCUGGUAAUCUUCCAUACAUAGUGGCACACAUAUUGUUGAAGGCUCAUGCCAAGGUUUUUCACACCUAUGAUGAUAAAUAUAGAAGCAUGCAGAAGGGCUUAAUUUCUAUCAGCCUUAAUGCAGAUUGGGUGGAACCAAAGAUGAUGAAUGAACCUAGAGAUGUGGCUGCAGCUGAUCGCUACCUGCAGUUUACGCUGGGAUGGUUUGCACAUCCCAUUUUCAAAAAUGGUGAUUAUCCCCAAGCAAUGAAAUGGCAGGUUGGAAACAAGAGUGAACUGCAACGCUUAUCGUCUUCAAGGCUUCCUCAGUUUACAGAGAAGGAAAAAUCUUAUAUCCGUGGUUCUGCAGAUGUUUUUUGUCUCAAUAUGCACACGACAAAAAUUGUUAGUCAUCAGAUCAACAAACUUAAAACCUUAUCUUAUGAAUACGAUAGAGACACAGCCGAAAAGUUUGACCCAAGUUGGCCAACUUCAGCUGCCAAGAAUUUUCGGGCUGUAGCUUGGGGCCUAAGGAGACUACUGAACUGGAUUAAAGAAGAAUAUAAUAAUCCACCAAUUUACAUAACUGAAAAUGGAGUAGCCACCAAAUCUUCUUCUAGUGUGGAUGAUACAGAUAGGAUAUUCUACUACAAAACAUAUAUCAAUGAAGCACUGAAAGCAUACAAGUUGGACCAUGUUAAUCUUAAAGGUUACGCUGCCAAGUCCCUCAUGGACAGUUUUGAAUGGAUCAAUGAAUAUAAUUUACGAUAUGGACUGCAUCAUGUAAACUUCAAAGACCCUAACAGGCCAAGGACUCCCAAGCGAUCAGCACACUAUUUUGCAGGAAUAAUUCGUGACAAUGGCUUCCCACUGCAGAAAGAUGAUGAAUUUCUUUAUGGUGAAUUUCCAAAGAACUUUGCAUGGAGCGCUGCUACUGCUGCCUAUCAGGUUGAAGGAGCUUGGAGAGCUGAUGGCAAAGGACUUAGCAUAUGGGACACAUUUUCUCAUACUCCCUUUAAAGUUGGCAAUGAUGAUACAGGGGAUAUAGCAUGUGACAGCUAUCACAAGAUUGAAGAAGAUUUGGCUAUUCUUGAAGAACUGAAAGUUAACCAUUACCGUUUCUCCCUAUCGUGGGCUCGCAUUCUCCCAGAUGGAACCACGCGUUUUGUUAAUGAGGCCGGAUUAAACUACUAUAUAAAGUUUAUUGAUGCUCUCCUUAAAGCUAACAUUAAGCCUCAGGUUACACUUUAUCACUGGGAUUUGCCUCAAGCACUACAAGAUGUUGGUGGUUGGGAGAACAGCAGCACAAUUGAUCGAUUUGUAGAAUAUGCUAAUUUAUGUUUUCAAAGAUUAGGUGAUAAAGUGAAGUUUUGGAUAACCUUAAAUGAGCCUUACAAUACAGCACUUCUUGGUUAUGGCUAUGGUACCGCUGCACCAGGUAUUGGCACAAGAUUGGGCACAGCUCCUUAUGUUGUUGCUCACAAUCUAAUCAAAGCUCAUGCUGAAGUUUGGCACUUGUACAAUGAAACUUACAGAGCACAACAGCAAGGUCUGAUUUCCAUAACAAUAAACUCUGACUGGGUUGAACCAAGAAACCCAUAUAAACAAGAAGAUGUUGAUGCAGCCAAAAGACAUUUGAUGUUUUAUGGUGGUUGGUUUGCAUAUCCAAUUUUUAAAGAUGGUGACUACAAUGAGAUAAUGAAAACACGUGUGAGAGAGAAAAGCUUGGCUCAAGGAUUGGCCAAAUCUCGGCUUCCUGAAUUUACAGAAUCUGAAAAAAGAAGAAUUAAAGGAACCUAUGACUAUAUGGGAUUUAACCACUACACCACUGUGUUGGCUUUCAAUGUCAAUUUUGCUAACGUUAUCCCAAUGUAUGAUGCUGACAGGGGAACUGGGACAACCACAGACCGCAGCUGGCUUAGCUCUGGGUCUUUUUGGUUGAAAAUGACUCCAUGGGGUUAUCGGAAAAUUCUUAACUGGAUCAAGAAAGAGUUCAACAAUCCUCCAAUUUACCUAACAGAAAAUGGUGUUUCAGAGCAUGGACAUAAAGGUCUCAAUGAUACCUGGAGGAUCUAUUAUCAUCAGAGUUACAUAAAUGAAGUUUUGAAAGCAAUUAAACUUGAUGGAGUCGAUAUCCGGGGCUACACAGCAUGGUCGCUGAUGGACAACUUUGAAUGGGCUGUAGGUUACGCUGACAGAUUUGGAUUAUUUUAUGUAAAUUACACAGACUCUUCUUUGCCUCGCAUUCCCAAAGCUUCAGCCAAAGUGUAUUCUACCAUUAUACGCUGUAAUGGCUUCCCUGAUCCUGCUUUAGGGCCACACAAGUGUCUGCAAUCAGAAGCUACCACCAUAGAACCUUCAACAGUGAAAACCACACCGACUAGCUUGACAACAAACACCGAUGAGGGACAGAUUUAUUUCCUGGGAUUAGAAAUCUCUAGUGUGGAUGCAGCAAGUGCUCUAUAUACUUUGUUCACUAUUUCAAUAAUUGCUAAUUGUUUUUAUUGGCUAUCUUUGCAUAUAAAAUUUGGAAAAGUGGAAAAGGAAACGGCGCAACUGCUGGGCAGAGCAGCACACCUGCAAGAUGGACACAUAUUUCAAACCCCGGGGGUUCGCCGUUGGCCCUGCGAGGUGAUGAAAUGUGACAUAUCAUUGGAAAGGAAAAUACAGGGCGGCGGCGAGUGUGAUUUCAAGAUAGCAGGCAGUAAAUACAGAAUUGCGUUGCUCGGGUUGGGGAGUCCCCGCGGCUGUAACUCCCCCAGCCUGGGGUCACAAAGUUUAUCAGCCACUAUGUACCUCCUCCUCCCUAACGUUCCCGGUCUGUCCAAUUCCCCCGCCCCCCCUGCAUGGACUCACUUUGCAUGA